Andrographis paniculata is the source of this 1088-nucleotide messenger RNA. RefSeq names its product dolichol-phosphate mannosyltransferase subunit 1. Gene Ontology annotation, molecular function: dolichyl-phosphate beta-D-mannosyltransferase activity. The record is from RefSeq and is a predicted model, not a curated record. The transcript is spliced from 8 exons. Lineage: Eukaryota; Viridiplantae; Streptophyta; Magnoliopsida; Lamiales; Acanthaceae. Gene Ontology annotation, biological process: GPI anchor biosynthetic process; protein O-linked glycosylation via mannose. Gene Ontology annotation, cellular component: endoplasmic reticulum membrane. Bases 109 to 831 code for a protein of 240 amino acids.
GGAUUAUCCGAUUUUCGGGUCCGAUCCGUUCCUUCAAAGUCUUCACCAUCCUAAACCUCGAUUAGGGUGCAUUUCUAGAGUUUCAAUUGGCGUUUGAUCUGCAGUUCCAUGGCAGGAAAAGAGGAAAGUAAGUAUAGCAUAAUUGUUCCUACCUACAACGAACGCCUCAACAUUGCUCUCAUAGUUUACCUAAUCUUCAAGCAUCUCGAGAACAUAAAUUUUGAAAUUAUUGUGGUGGAUGAUGGGAGUCCAGAUGGAACUCAGGAGAUUGUCAAACAACUGCAGCAAGUAUAUGGAGAAGAUCGAAUAUUACUGAGACCCAGACCUAGAAAGCUCGGUUUGGGGACUGCAUAUAUACAUGGUUUAAAGCAUGCAACUGGAAAUUAUGUUGUGAUAAUGGAUGCUGAUUUAUCUCAUCAUCCAAAAUAUUUACCAAGCUUUAUUAAGAAACAGAAGGAGACAGGUGCAAACAUAGUUACUGGAACUCGAUAUGUUAAAGGUGGUGGGGUGCAUGGCUGGACAUUGAUGCGUAAAUUGACAAGCAGGGGAGCCAAUGUCCUCGCACAAACAUUUCUCUGGCCAGGUGUAUCAGAUUUAACUGGAUCAUUCCGGCUUUACCAGAAAUCUGUACUUGAAGAUGUCAUAAGCUCGUGUGUGAGUAAAGGAUAUGUUUUUCAGAUGGAGAUGAUAGUCAGAGCAUCAAGAAAGGGUUACCACAUAGAAGAGGUGCCAAUCACUUUCGUUGAUAGAGUUUAUGGAAGUUCAAAGCUGGGAGGAUCAGAAAUAGUAGAAUAUCUUAAGGGGCUUUUAUACCUCCUGGUAACAACUUGAAAUGAAGGUAAUGAGGCUGAUCCUGAUUACAUUGUUCGAUUUUGCAGAUUGUUAUAUUGACUACAGUUGGCGUUUAUAUGAGUAGCUAACCGUAUUUCAUCUGAUCAUAAAUCUAAACAGUGUCGGCUUCUCCAAAUUCUGUUUUUUUCCCACAUUUUUAAUGCCGUAAUGGUAAAGAUUUUUUUGUAGUUGUCCAGAAUUACUCAAAUGUUUGCAACUGCAACCUGAAAUGUAAUGAGGUUUUUUAAUUGCUUCAA